Prunus armeniaca (apricot) is the source of this 501-nucleotide messenger RNA. The record is from the annotation of a GenBank genome assembly. Lineage: Eukaryota; Viridiplantae; Streptophyta; Magnoliopsida; Rosales; Rosaceae.
AUGGCGUCAUCCACGUUCAGCGGCGACGAAACGGCGCCAUUCUUCGGCUUCCUCGGCGCGGCGGCCGCCCUAGUUUUCUCCUGUAUGGGAGCGGCGUACGGGACGGCGAAGAGCGGCGUGGGCGUGGCGUCGAUGGGGGUAAUGAGGCCGGAGCUAGUCAUGAAAUCGAUUGUUCCGGUGGUUAUGGCGGGAGUGUUGGGUAUCUAUGGUUUGAUCAUUGCUGUGAUUAUCAGCACGGGGAUUAACCCAAAGGCCAAAUCUUAUUACCUUUUCGAUGGCUAUGCCCACCUCUCCUCCGGCCUCGCUUGCGGCCUCGCCGGACUUUCCGCCGGAAUGGCCAUCGGAAUCGUCGGCGAUGCCGGUGUUAGGGCGAAUGCGCAACAGCCAAAGCUUUUUGUUGGAAUGAUUCUCAUUCUCAUCUUUGCUGAAGCUUUGGCUUUGUACGGUCUCAUUGUCGGCAUCAUCCUUUCAUCCCGAUCCGGACAAUCCAGAGCAGAUUAG